Messenger RNA from Phyllopteryx taeniolatus (common seadragon), 2151 nucleotides. Its product is annotated as golgin subfamily A member 6-like protein 7. The record is from RefSeq and is a predicted model, not a curated record. The coding region runs from base 1040 to 2011 and encodes 323 amino acids. Lineage: Eukaryota; Metazoa; Chordata; Actinopteri; Syngnathiformes; Syngnathidae. The transcript is spliced from 3 exons.
GUCCACGAGAUGCCAGCCUUGUCUCAUUUAUUCCCGUCUGCAGCGCGCCGAUGUCGCAUUUCCGACGUGUACAUAUUACCGGUAACACGUUAUUGAGCAUUAGUUGACAACUCGAUACCGGGACGCUUUGAUAUCAUUCCACUAGAGGGAAGCAUUUGACUGCUUUACGGCUAAAUGUAAUGUUUAAAAAAGUGGUUCCACAUAAAAAAAAUACUUGGCUCUGCAAGUACUGCCGUCGUGGCUAACAUUAAAAUGCAGUAGCGAAGUAGGUUUAGGUUUUCAUAAAAAAAAAAACAAGACGGGCUUUAGUAUAUUUACUGUUAUUGUAAGUCACUGUAACUGUAACAUUAUGCAGUUUGACCAUUAUCUCUGACUUUAAAUAUGGAAAGAACAAAACAAUUUAAAUGUACAUUAAUCAAAUGCAAUCGUUCUAAAACAAAAGUUUAAAAAGAAAUGGUUAUUGGUAAUAUAAGUCCCAAGAAGUUAAAUACAACUGAACUGUACUUUGGCAGUGAUUCACAUACCACCCGAGGGAGCCCAGGUUCCACUUGUAGUUCUAGUACCACACUGAGAUGAACUGCUUUCGAGUGUGCGACUAUCAAUCUAGCACCACCUUUUUAAUACGAAGCGCCGGCGUUAAACCUGCCUAUAUCGGCCUCGGCUGUGUAAAUAUUUGCCUUGGUAAGCUCCGACCAAACCAGUUAUCAAGCUUUCGCCGUCAGCGGGGCGAGGGACUUUUCCAAACCGGUUUGCCGAACACUUCAGGUCAAUUAGUGUGCUGCUUUGUGUGGGGCCAAACCGCCUCAGGUGCAUUUUUGUGACUUGUCUGCUGGUGUGAAGGUUCCCUCUGAUGUGUGCUGGAGGACGGGCUGAUGUUCAGACCGGCCGCUAGCCACGCCUCCUCCUCUCUUCUCCUCCUCCUGUUUUCCAGCAGCUGACGUGGGCCCCAGCAGCUGGAAUCCAUCAGCGUGCGGUUAGGCCUGCCUCGCUGCGACUUCCUGACACGACUCGACUCCUUUCCUCUCCGGAGUGACUCGCAAUGAGCAUGGACGCGAUGGCGGCCUGGGUGGCGACGGACCCGGCCGUGGUCCGGCUCCUGUGGAUGGUGGCGAUGGUGCUGGCCACGCUGCUGGUGUGGUUCUUGUCCUGCUGCUGCUUCACGUGGAACCACGGCUCCUCCUCGGCUUCCAUGGAGCGCUACCUGGAAGUGAUGGUGCAGCCGCCUGGAUGCAAAGGUCCUGCUCAGAGAAAAAAGCCCAGAAAGAAGCAAGCUGAGACCAUCCAGGUGCAGGAAAUGAAAGUCGUUAAGGAGGAGAAGGGGAAGGAGGCCAAGGUGGUCCCGGAUGCAAACGAGAUGAAGACUCAUCGAAAAGAGGAAGCCAAGAAGGCAAAGGAGAAGGAGGUGAAGAAGGUAAAAGAGAAGGCGUUAAAGGUGGUCCAGGAGACCAAGGUAACGACUGAGAAGCUUGUCAAAAAGACAAAAGUGGUCAAGGAGGAGAAGGAUGCAGUCCAGGAGGUGGUCAAGAAGUCUGAGGUGGCCAAGAAUGAGAUGGAGAAGAUGGUGAAGGAGGCCAAAAAAGGGAUGAUGAUGAUCCAGGAGGAGAUGAAGGAUAAGGUGAAGACUCUCAAGAAGGUAAACCAGAUCCAUGAGGGGAAGGAAGGCAGAGCAGGGAAGGAGGUGAAGUUGGUCCAGGAGGCGGAGGAGGAGAUGAAGAAGGCAAAGGCAGUCAAGAAGGCGAAGGUAAUCCAGGAGGCAAAGGAGACCAUAAAGGAAGUGCCGGUGGUCCAGGAAGUGAAGAAGGAGGUAAAGAAGGCAAAGGCAGUCAAGAAGAAGCUAAAGGUAGUCCAGGAGGUCAAGGAGACCAUAAAGGAGGUGCUGGUGGUCCUGGAACUGGAGGAGGAGGUGAAGAAGGCAAAGACAGUCAAGAAGAAGAAGGCGAAGGCAGUCCAGGAGGUCAAGGAAACUACAAAGGAGGCGCCGGUGGUCCAGAAGUGGAGGAGGAGGAGGUGAAAAAGGUGAAACCAGUCAAGAAAGAGAAGGUAAAGGUGGCUCAGGAGGUAAAUGAGACUAUAAAGGAGGUACUGGUGCUCCAGGAAGUGGAGGAGGAGGUAAAGAAGGAAAAGGCAGUCAAGAAGAAGAAGGCAAAGGUA